Pleuronectes platessa (European plaice) is the source of this 3099-nucleotide messenger RNA. RefSeq names its product tRNA methyltransferase 9B (gene trmt9b). Gene Ontology annotation, biological process: tRNA wobble uridine modification. Gene Ontology annotation, molecular function: S-adenosylmethionine-dependent methyltransferase activity; tRNA binding. NCBI's taxonomy places the organism in Eukaryota, Metazoa, Chordata, Actinopteri, Pleuronectiformes, Pleuronectidae. Gene Ontology annotation, cellular component: nucleus; cytoplasm. The coding region runs from base 34 to 1308 and encodes 424 amino acids. The transcript has 3 exons. The record is from RefSeq and is a predicted model, not a curated record.
GUGAGGCCGCUGAAUGAGGCCGCCCGGACGCACAUGAUGGAGGAGGCUGCCAGCCAACUCGAGAGGGAACACGUGCACAGCGUCUACGACAAGAUCGCUCCGUAUUUCAACGACAGCCGCUACAAGGCCUGGCCCAAAGUGCGGCAGUUCCUGCUGGACCUGCAGCCGGGAAGCAUCGUGGCCGACAUCGGUUGUGGCAAUGGCAAGUAUCUCCACAUCAACCAGGAGGUGUUCAAGCUGGGGUGUGACGUGUGUCGCCCCCUGGUGGACGCUGCCUGGAGCCAAGGACACGAGGUGCAGAUGUGCGACGGGCUGCACUUGCCUUACAGAGACGGCUGCUUCGACGCCGUGCUCUCUAUCGCAGUCAUCCAUCACCUGUCCACCAAAGAGCGGCGUAUUCGAGCAAUAAGGGAGAUGGCCCGCACCCUGCGAGUGGGCGGACGCAUCAUGAUCUACGUGUGGGCCAUGGAGCAGAAGCGUCGUAAAUUUGAGAAGCAGGACAUCUUUGUGCCGUGGAACCCCAACCCUCAAGGUCCCGUCAAGUCCAGGAGGAGGGCCACGGCACAGAGUGUGAGCGAAGCCAUAGACAACGCCGACAAGCACAGGAAGGUUAGAAGCACAUCCUCCGUGGCGGACGAGGAAGACCUGACCAGCGCCACGCCGCAGCAGAGGACGCAGAGACUGUGGUUCUUCUCCCGGUCUCUGGACUCCGUGUUCGACUUUGGGAGUUUAACCCUCUCCCGCUCGUCCUCCAGGGAGCUGAGCACUUUGUCCUCGCCCACGGGAGAGAACGAGGGGACCAAGGCCACGCAGCGCGGGAGAGGGCGCGGCCUCAUCAAGCAGGUGUCCAGCUUCUUCUAUCCUUCUGUGAUCGGAUCGGAGGAGGACGUCUUCGACCCGGUCACAGACCUGCACAAGGCCCCACACGAUCGGGGAGGCAACAACAACAACAACACGCCCAGCAAUGCCGGCCCAGACCACCAGAGUGUCUCGUUGUCUCUAGCCCAGGAGUGUGGCUCCCUGGCCCUGCCGGACCUGGUGCCUUUCCAGAGGACACAUCUCAAACAGUCUGGAGACGAGGACAAAGGAGGGCCAGCAGGGAAAGAACAGCAGGGAAGCACACAGAGUCCUCAGGGGAGCGAGGGACAGCUGGAGGGCUCCUGUCUGAGGUACUACCACGUCUUCAGGGAGGGAGAACUGGCCGCGCUGAUAGAGAACCACGUGGAGGAGCUCCACGUCACACACACUUACUUCGAUCACGCCAACUGGUGUGUGGUGGCCGAGAAGGUCCAGUUGUGGAAAAUAUGAUUUCUAACCCGUUCGAUUUUUUACUUUGCAUCAACUCUGCCUCAAGUUUUAAUAUUGAAGCACACAUUUUAUGAUUAUUAGAACGUUUUAACUGGAAAAGGUGUCGAAGUGCAGAUGUAGCCAUUGUUGAAGACACAAUGGCAAUCACUGUGUACUAUACCAUGUUUUUUUAAUUUAUUAUUAGGUAUUUAUUAAAUUUCAAUAAUUGAAACCAACAAGCAGUAUCCAUGUAUCCAGUGUACGCUCCCUUUUAAUGUCAAUCAGAUUUUAUCAUCUUCCCAAAGCACUUUCCAGGAUUUUAACCUUUUAAAAAAGGGGAUUUCUUCAGUGGAGAUGUUAUGAAACGCACAGUUUUUUACUCUUUGGACUAAAUAGUAGCCAAAGGGGAAUUUGUGAGGCCACAGCUGGGGUGGGGGGGAACCUUCUCCUAUCAAGAUUUAUCUCAGUUUUUAAAACACUCUUCAAGCCCCAGAGGUGUCCUACAUUCCUAUAUACACUACAUACGCUCACUGUUGUUUUGUCAGGGACAUCAGCUGCUUCCAUAAUAAAAGGAAGGGGAGGGGGGGCACUCUUUUGUUUACUUUUCAAGUAUGGAAAAUUCACAGCAAAAUGCCCGAAGGAGUUGUGCUCCUCACUCACCAGCAUAUUCAGACCAAACACCGGGCGCUUGUAGGAGGGAGGAGGAACGUGUUCAGUUGUGUGUUGGACUUUUUCAUUCCUGUCACACUGAGUUGCCUUUUUUCUUUAACUAAAUGUGAUUUGUCCAUUUCUAAUAGAAAGCAGUCAGGUAUGACACAUAACAACUACCCUAUGUGUUUCAUUCAGCCUGGAGGAUAUGUCAGUCUCCUAAUUUUACAUUGUUUUCUGUUAUUGCAGAAAAACUAUCCCACAGGCCGGAGGUUCCCCAUCCCCCCCCUGCACCACUGUACACUCUUCCAUUCCUGUUUUAAAGGUUCAGUGUGUAGGAUUUUGGUGACAUCUAGUGGUGAAUAGGCAUACUGCAACCAACUGAAUGCCUCCCACCCCCGGGCCUCACCCUCAAGUUCCAAGAAUGUGUAGGAGAACCGACACUGUGGCCUUCAGGUUACACGAAAACAUGAUCAAUCCUCCAGAGUCAGUGUUUGGUUUGGUUGUUUGGGGCGACUGUAGAAGAAAACAGGAUUAGUAUUUUCCAUAUCCAGAUCCCCCGGAAUCUUUCACACUGAACCUUUAAUGCGUUGACUUAAGUGGAUUUUGUUCUAACUCCGUGUGUCUGCCUGUCUUACAAUUGCACGUUCCUUAACCAAGAAUCAUUCUUUUGUACAUUUGGGUGGAGAACAGCUCGUGUAUCAUAAACACUAAUAUACAGUAAAACAAGCUCAUUGUCGUGGAGAGCAUCUUCCGAAAACAUAAAUUAGCUCGUGUUUUGAAGAACGUGUUGCCAACGUGUGUGCUCAAUGUCGAUAUUUGUGAAAGUUGUGUUUCGUCUUGUAAUAAGCUGAAUACGCCACGAGUGUGUGUGUUUCAGCGAAUCGACUGCCUCCUAUACUGUGAAUAAUCAUUGCACUGUUCCACCAGUGUGUCGCUGCUUGGUGUCGCUGAAUGACAGAUUGAGGUGAAACUUGAAACCUGCUGGUUCUCUGUCUCCAUCGUGCCAAGGACAGUGCAUAUGUGCGUCAGUACAGUGUGUGUGUGUGUGUGUGGACCAACCGUGUUUGCUCUGAGGGGACACUGGUACGAUACUGUCUCAUGUGACCUGGUGUAAAAUGCCUCUUCAGUUGAAUUGUCCUUAUUAAAUACUUUCAUUCAUCA